UUUUUUUCCUUUUCAGCCCAAAAAAGACAGUGCGAAGAAGUUACGCGUUGAGUUACGAGCUCGUUUGCUGCUGGGACUGGUGGAAAAUCCCGGAAAAUUCGGUAGUCUUUGUUAAGAAAUUGCUGCAACCCUAGAUUUAAUCAUGUCUACGGAAAUUGUUACCCCGCCGCCUGCUGUUUGGGCCCAGCGAAACGACGUGCUUUACUUGACGUUGAACGUGGAGUGCCCUAAUCCGGACUUCAAGUUCACAGAGGACACGAUGUACUUCAAGGGCGUCGGGCUGCCGGAAAAGAAGACGCACGAGGUGACGAUCAACUUCUACAGCAAAAUCAACCCGGACAAGAUCAUUAGCAAAAACACCAGCCGGUGCAUCGAGUUCGUCAUCUCGAAGGCGGACACGAAGGCGUCGUACUGGCCAAAGCUGACGAACGACAAAACCAAACCGCACUGGCUCAAAGUUGACUUCAACCGGUGGAAGGAUGAGGGUUCGGACGAUGAAAGAGAGGAAGGCGAUAACGCAAUGUCGCUGGACGAUAUGCUGCGAACGGCAAACGACAACAAGCUUUCGUUCGACGACCUCGACGAGGACCAGGAUGACUCGGACGACGAGGCGAUGCCGGGCUUAACGGAGGACAAGGACGAAGAGAAGAAGUAAGCGGCGCCAGAACAAAAACUCUACCGCCCGUUCGUCCGGGGCUCCCUGUUCGGUGCGAAAUUUGCGUUCCUUCGUUUCGAUUGCGAGCGACGGCGGUGGCGGUGGCGGUAGGGCAGCGAGAGAAACAGAAGACAACAGUCAAAACAUAACCAUUGAAUUGUCAAACUUUUAUUUAAGACGUAAGAGGGAUAAGAAACAGCAUAAAACGCAGAACAUAAAACAAAACAACAAAACUAGGCGGUUAAGGAGUGGAAUUCAUUAAAUUACUACACUACUAUUACUACUAGGGCCAAGAAUUAAUAAAAAGGUGGGUGAAACUUGGAAAGAGCCGCCUUGAAACGCGCAUUCAAAAUGGAACAGUAGAGAGGAGAAAAAGAAGAUCCGUUUCGAAUCUUGCAGUUUUUUAUUCGUUCGAGCAUUUGCAUUCGUUUAUUUUCCGUUUUAUCGAUUAGAAUGAAAAUAAACAUACGAACAAUAA
This is a messenger RNA of Culex quinquefasciatus (southern house mosquito), 1133 nucleotides long. RefSeq lists its product as uncharacterized. Gene Ontology annotation, cellular component: cytosol; nucleus. Gene Ontology annotation, molecular function: protein-folding chaperone binding; Hsp90 protein binding. The record is from RefSeq and is a predicted model, not a curated record. The transcript is spliced from 4 exons. Gene Ontology annotation, biological process: chaperone-mediated protein complex assembly; protein folding. The coding region runs from base 143 to 655 and encodes 170 amino acids. NCBI's taxonomy places the organism in Eukaryota, Metazoa, Arthropoda, Insecta, Diptera, Culicidae.